ACGCGAGCCCAAUUUUUGCGAGGACUCAUGUCGCCCUGCGAUUCACCGUGUUGGUGACAGAAGCCCAAGGAGCUUUUAGCCGCUUCAGGAAACAGGGUCAAUGACGCGUUGCAAGGGACAGGGCCCACGCAAGCUCCGUGAGCUCAGCCCUAUGCACCUCACAGGCACCACCACGCGGGUGCUGCCAUCUCCUCGCUUUCGCAGCAAGCCACCGACAGCAAGCCGCUAAACACCUGCCAUGGCAAACUUCGCGCCCUACCAAGACAUCCCCGAGACCACGCGCGCCCUCAGCCCGCCCAUCGUAUCUCCGCGCACCUCUCUCGAUCGCACGCGCAACAUCGGCACCGUCGCCGUGACCUCGCCCACGACCCAGUCGUAUCAGCAGCGGGACUACUUUAGCGGCGACGAUGUGGAAGAGCAGCGGGAGCGCGUGGCGUGGAAUGCGCCGCUGGGAGGAUCGCGGGAGGACGUCGAUAUGUUCUCCACCAGCAUCGGCUUGAGGAUGGACCACGCGGCGUGUUUAGCAUACUUGCUUCUCCCUCCCGCGGGCCCGGUGGCACUGUUGAUAUUCGAGCACCGGAGCGACUACGUCAGGUUUCACGCAUGGCAGUCGAGCUUGCUGUUCGCCUUCAUCUUCGUCAUUCACAUCAUCUUCUCUUGGUCGAGCAUAAUCUCUUGGUUCUUGCUCAUUGGAGACUUGGGCCUCAUUUGCUUCCUUACCAUGCAUGCAUAUCAGGAUGCAUCGACCUUGGAUCGCUAUGAGAUCCCCUUCUUCGGACCGCUUGCGACCUCGAUCACCGACGACGAGUAAUGGCGGGUCGACCUUUAACGGUUGAAGGUUCACGGCUUGCGAGAUACAUAGAUGGGGACAAGGAGUUAACGGGCAUCACUGGCGUCUCGCGUACCUAAUGGGAAAUUUUGGCCAGUCGGAGGUUAUCUUGGAAGCUUAGUUUCAUCUGAGACUUUUAUGUCGAUUUGUCUAUGUUGAUUUGUCUCCGGCUCGGGCAUAGCUAUCUUUCGUUGUAAAGACGUUAUGGCCUCAGCCAAAUCUCUCUUUUGCAAUUUGCUUCAGAAAGUCCAUGGUUUGCGCUUCUUUUGCCCUCCGAUCCGCAAGUCGUUCCUCCCGCUCAGCAUCCCGCGCGCGCAUGAUUUCCUCUUUUCGAAUCUCACGUUCACUCUUCUGUCGCUCUGCGUCCCUCUUUUUCUUCUUGUACACCUCCACACCAUCGUCGCCCAUCAGAUCAG
This is a messenger RNA of Paraphaeosphaeria sporulosa, 1245 nucleotides long. RefSeq lists its product as uncharacterized. The transcript is spliced from 3 exons. Lineage: Eukaryota; Fungi; Ascomycota; Dothideomycetes; Pleosporales; Didymosphaeriaceae. The record is from RefSeq and is a predicted model, not a curated record. Bases 239 to 811 code for a protein of 190 amino acids.